CAAAGGGGGCGGGGCAAAGGACCACUCUGGAAAAUUGGGACACACUACGCACUCGAACCCAUCAAAGGGAACGCGCAAUUCAGGGACACAAGGGUGGAAGUGCGAGUAUUGGGACAGGGCCAGUGACGCCGUGCGCACUCCCGCGGCGUGUGAUCCGUUUUUGGCAGACCAUCACACUUUAUGGCAGACCAUCACACUUUAUGGCACAACACCGGAAGUGGCCGACAAGAAAACAUGGCUGUAAAAAACUGGAUUGAUGUCCUGAAAUCAUCACAGAAAACGGCACUAAUACACGACGGGAAAAAGAAGAUCCAUUAUCUCUUCACAGAUGGAAAAGAAAUGGCAGAAGAGUAUGACUUGAAAACAGAUGAACUCAUCUCUAGAAAGUGGCGGCAGAAAAGCACACUGGGAGUUCAGGGUGUUUGGCUGGUAGAAGUUGGGGAGCCAUUGAAUUUACCUGCAGGUCUGGAUUGUGAUGUCAUUAAAGAAAACUGCUCCAAUCCAGUGUUCAUGCGUAAGGACACAAAGAGCAGCUUUCAGUGGAGAAUCCGUAACCUUCCCUACCCUAAAGAUGUCUUCAGUGUCUCUGUAGAGCCCUCUGAGAGAUGUAUCAUGAUAAAGACCACAAAUAAAAAGUAUUAUAAGAAGUUCAAUGUUCCUGAUCUGGAUCGAAGUGAGCUGCCGCUUGAUGGCUCUGCACUCAGCUACACACAUGCCAACAACACUUUAAUAGUCAGUUACCUGAAACCCAAAGAGAUUUUAACCCUUGAGCAGGAGCUACUGAAGGAAGUGAAGAAACUGAAGGGGACGUCUGAAGGGGAUGUUGACUGUAAAACCCAGUGAAUUCUGAGCGUGCAUUUAAAGGAGCUCAUAUUGUCAGAUCCCACUUUACUUGCAAGGUUGUGUUUAAGCUUUUUGUAGUAGAUCCUUUUUUUUGGCCCCUCAGUGCCUGCCUUGUCUCUGGUCUAGUUCGUUCAGUUUUGGUGGCUAAUUAUUCCCCCCGAUGUAGACAUUUUUAAUAAAAUAUCAUACUUUCA
Girardinichthys multiradiatus is the source of this 1037-nucleotide messenger RNA. RefSeq names its product deleted in primary ciliary dyskinesia homolog (mouse) (gene dpcd). Bases 181 to 843 code for a protein of 220 amino acids. The record is from RefSeq and is a predicted model, not a curated record. NCBI's taxonomy places the organism in Eukaryota, Metazoa, Chordata, Actinopteri, Cyprinodontiformes, Goodeidae. The transcript has 6 exons.